AUGAAUCGUUUCAGCCUGUUCUUGGGUAUUGUCGCCAUGCUUGUCCGGUUCUAUCUCAUGCAUUUUAUACAUUUUGGUAGAUCAUAUUGUAUUAAGAUAUUAAGACGAGUAAGAAGUAAUUGUUGGACCUAUAAUUCUGUGAUAAUCACUUUACUAAAUACGUUUUUUAAAGUAUCUUGACAUACUAUUACAUCUAUAUAUAAAAUGUUUUAUAAUGGUUUAUGUUGUGUUUCGUAACAUCAUAUAUAGUAAAUAAUUUUAGAAAGAGCCAGUAAAAUGUGGAAUCAGAGCGUUACCGUACUUCUACUUUGUCUGUAUAUUUUUCAAUGUAUUCGCAGUACUAAUUGGUGGCUCGAAAUGUAAGUUACAAUCGAUUUUAACAAGCUUAAAUUUUGAAAAUGUUACUACGGACGAUUUUAAACGCUAAAUGAUAGGCUAUGGCAACAAACACGGCUUUUAUCAUCAUUUUAACUAUGAUAUAUAAAAUUUAAAAAAAUGCAUUUACACAUAACAUUCUUUUAGUACUUAACUUGAAGUUACCUUGGUACAUUGUGUUGGCCAUCAGUUUAGGCUUGGGCCUGAUCACAGCCUUACUUUUUGAAUUUUAUUUGGCUUCGAAGCUCUGAAGUGGAUUGAAAAGAAGGAAUUGGAGAAGACAAGUGCUUCUAGGGUCAAUCCGGUCAGGAUCAGUAAGCUUUUCUUAAAUUUUAAAAAGGUUUUUCUGAACUUGCAUUAAAAAAUUUGACUUGAAGCUGCAUUUAACUUACUUUGCAAUAUUUUGAGGUUUUUUGUUUUAUUUCUACUCAUUACUCUAUAUUUCCUAUUGCUUUGUUUUUAGCUGACGGCUUACCUACAGAUACUGUAACUCAACCAGCACCGUAUACAAAUACUCAAAAAUUCAGCACUGGUAAGACUAUACUAUUUUAAGCCUUUUAAUAUUGACAAAUACUGAUGUUAUCUAUUUUUUAAUAUUUUAUUAUUUAUUAUUAUUCUAACGCUUUAUCAUACCCUUGCUGUACCAUUCCACCAAUUUUCAGUCCUAAAAGACUUUGUCAUCUGGUUGUUCCCAAAACAAAAACGUGAGAACGAUAGCCGCACGUUGAGUUUGUUCAGUGCGAUUCAAGUGUUCACAGCGUGCUUCGCCGGCUUUGCUCACGGUACCAACGAUGUGAGUAACGCCAUUGCCCCUUUAUCAGCUCUGAUUGCCAUUUAUGAUAAACAAAGUGCGCCAUUGGUCAUGCAGGUGUCUACUCCAUUGUAUGUGGUCGUAUUUGGGGUGGUGGCUACAUGUACUGGUCUGUGGCUUCUUGGACAUCUUGUGAUCAGGACUGUUGGUCAGGAAAUGUCAGAAAUCAAUCCAGCGAGGUAAGACAAUGAGUUAUGUUAAUAUAGCGUGGUAGCAUGAGUAAUAAAAUAAUUUAUAGCAACAUAGAAUGUUAUAAACUAAAACUUAAUUUCAAAAAAAGUGUUUUAAUUGAAAAGUUUUGAAAAUCAAAAAUAAUAUUAAGUUUUAAGUGGAUUCUGUAUUGAGUUUGGCGCCGCGACAACAGUACUAUUGGCUUCGAAACUCGGACUCCCAAUAUCGACAACGCAUUGCCUGGUGGGAUCUGUAG
Molecule: messenger RNA, 1613 nt
Organism: Bursaphelenchus okinawaensis
Lineage: Eukaryota; Metazoa; Nematoda; Chromadorea; Rhabditida; Aphelenchoididae
Source: the annotation of a GenBank genome assembly